Messenger RNA from Lineus longissimus, 2970 nucleotides. RefSeq names its product proton-coupled folate transporter-like. Gene Ontology annotation, biological process: transmembrane transport. Bases 397 to 2022 code for a protein of 541 amino acids. The transcript has a single exon. Gene Ontology annotation, molecular function: transmembrane transporter activity. The record is from RefSeq and is a predicted model, not a curated record. Lineage: Eukaryota; Metazoa; Nemertea; Pilidiophora; Heteronemertea; Lineidae. Gene Ontology annotation, cellular component: membrane.
CCGGUCGUUAGCAGGGGAGGACAGGAGAUCCCUAUACAAGCGAUAGAUAGAUUAGGUUGUUUUGUAUGUUCCUUUCUUGGUACCUAAAAACUGCCGUUAUAUUUUCGUCUAAACUGUGAGAAUUUGAAAAAGAAAGGAAUAAUUUUUCAAGGAUAUUUGUGUUUUUUGUCUCCAAGUAUUCAUUAAGCGAUAAUUCGGUCAUUACUGGAUGAAAUGUAGGAUACUAUUAACUGUAUACUUCUAUAUAUCUGUCUCGAGUAGUAUACGUUUUCGAAGUGAGAGGAAUACGGUUAUAUACUCUUACUCGUAACAGCCGGAUACGUUAACGAAAAGGGCGGUGAGUUACGUAAACUGUUGAAUCUCGAUUUGAUAAAGAAGUUAUACCGGAAGGUAACCAUGAAGCUUUCAGUUUUGCCUCGUCCAAUCCUGGACUGUAUCGAGAGCGGGGGUUUUGUCGCCGAACUGGUGUUCCUCCUGUAUAAAACCGCCGAAUCGCUUUCUGAGCCAACGGUAAAACUGUUUCUCUACCAAGAGACUUGUUUGGAUGAGUAUUCAAUUGAAAAUGAGAUAUGUUACCAUUUGAAGAAUCAUCCCGUCGAAGAGUCUCACGUACAGCAACUUGCUGCAAACUACAUCAUGUACUAUAAGAUCUUACUCAACCUGCCCGCAAUCAUUUUGGGUCUUUUUUGCGGAGCUUGGAGUGAUCGCGUCGGACGGAAACUUCCCAUGAUUCUGCCUUGCCUUGGGUCUAUUUUCGCCGUUCUCAUCUAUAUGUUGGGGAUGCUUCCCACCUGGAAGACACUGCCCUUUAUUUUCAUCGGCGCAACUGUCAACGGAAUGUUCGGCAAGAGCGCGGUCAUCGCCAUGGCUGUCCAUAGUUACGCCACCGACACCAGCACCAACGACCAACGAACAAGACGCCUGGGGAAGCUCCUCUCCAUGAACUUCUUCGGGUUGUUCUUUGGCUCGCUUCUUGCCGGCUGUCUACUGGACGUUCUCAGCUUUAACGCAAUUUUCUGCAUAGUCGUCGGCAUCAACGGAUUAGCUACACUGGUGAUUCUCAUAUUCCUGAAGGAAAGCGUCCCUGGAAUCGAGGACGAUCGAGAGAGGGACAAAAGUAAGGGAAGCGGAACAUUUCUUUUUAACCCGAAUAACAUUCGCGAGUCGCUGAUGGUUCUGUUUUGUCCUCGAGAAAACAACGGCCGUUGUCAUCUGAUGCUAUUGUUUCUGACUGUCAUCACCAACCAGAUUUGCAAGGCAGGAGAGGUCGACAUCACGAUGCUGUUUGUAGAGCGUGCCCCCCUUGGCUGGUCAAAGUCGCUCUACGGGUACCUCCUGGCAGUCGAUUUCGCGUGUCUCGGACUUAGCCUUUGGAUACUUCUACCACUUUUCUCAAACAUUCUCGGAAUAAAAGACGCUAACUUAGUCUUGAUUGGUCUUACAUUUAAAAUCAGCCGUUUGAUUUUUGUUGCCUUCAGUAACCAGACAUGGAUGGUAUUCGCCUCUGUUGUGGUUGGUUCAGUGAGCGGAAUGAUCGUAUCGGGGUGCAAGUCCCUCAUCAGUAAGACAGUCACGGAAGCUGAAGUAGGCAAGAGCUUUUCUCUUCUGUCAUGUGGAGAGACCGCUUCAAACCUUGUAGGUGCCAUAAUAUUCACGAACAUAUACAGUGCAACAUUUGAGAUAUUCCCUGGUUUUACUUUCAUAGUCGAGGCGUUCAUCUUCAUCGCACUUCUAGUCAUGUUCGUGUGGUUGGCGCGUGAUAUCAAGGCUUCAGAGAGGUACAGACUGUUGGAGUCCGUAUCAGGUCAAACAAGCUAUGGAACAGAGAUGAAUCCCAAUACCCAAGAACCUCAUGGAGAUUCCACGGACAUUCCAGAGUCAGUUCAGAAGGACAAUUUGACUGUCGAGAAGUUUGAGUUUCCGCCUGAUCUCGAACACGAUGAUCCUGUUGCUGAGAAGGGUAGGGCGACUAGGAUGUCCACACUCUCGGAGGAGGAGGACUCCAGUCUUAAACAAGAAUAAGGGCAGAUGAACUUUCGAAGGAUGUAUUUUACCAUGAAUCAAUUAUGACCAAGUCCCCCAACCGUGCGUGUUAAAGGUCAGUGGCUCUGCAGUACAUUUUCAGUCCUGCCAGUGGACAACGGUAUAUUGAGUUGCUCUGUAAUACACGUAUAUUUCUGUUGAAAAAGAACUCACUGAGAGUGGAUAUGUAAUUCGGUUCUAUAAGUGGAAAAACAACAAGUGGGUCCGUAGUAAUUUGGUUCUGUACGUGGAAAAACAACUAGUGGGUCUGUUGUAAUUUGGUUCUAUGACUUGAAAAACAACGAGUGGGUCCGUAGUAAUUUGGUUCUAGUAGAAAACACAACGACUGCAGGUCUGUAGUAAUUUGGUUCUAUUCGUGGAAAAACAACAGUACGUCCGUAGUAAUUUGGUUGUAUCAGUGGAAAACAACGAGUGGGUCCGUAGUAAUUUGGUUAAAAAUAUCGAGUGGCUCGUUGGUAGUACUUCAGUUGCUGCUGAAAAAAAAGUGUAAAAAAAUCGAGUGGGCUUGUAAUAAUUCGAUCAAUGAGGAUGGAAGAAACAUUUCACUAACUGUUUGGAUAUUUCUUAGUGCUUUCCGUCUUGAGAAGAAAUAAAAUGUAACUCGCUUCUCUCUCUGUGACAAUAUCCUGGUACCGUAAUGCUGGUGUUUUAUACCCCCAAGGUCAUAUGUUAAAGGGUGGUUGCUAGACUGAUUCAUUUAUGCUCUUUAUUUUGUCUUUUUGGUAUGACGCCAUGCAGGUGCAACAAAUAGAAUGCAGAAUUAGUUCAUAGAGCAGCCUGCAAGUCUCUGUACCGAUACUAGCUUGUAGGGAAAGAUAUAUUUUCAGAAAAUGCUUUGGCCAUUUUCUAAUGAAGAUUACUGAGAGGCUGAAAUACUGAUGCCCCAGUGUUAUUUACUGUGAUGUGAUUUUAUUGUUAUUUCUGAUU